AUGAUGCCUCUAAGACCAUCGAGAAGCGCCCUGCGCGCUCUGCACUAUCAGCGGUGUAUUGCUUCUGCCAGAAGAUCGUUCACCUCUCUGCCAUCCUCGCCCCACCGCUUUUCUGCUCAAAAACGUGCCCAGAGUACUGCUGCAGCUCCUGCGAGUGAUGCGAGGCCUGUUCCCAGUCCUGCUUUUAACCAAGAACUCCAACGCAGUGGUGUAUCACCGCUUCAAAAUAGAGAGGUCCCCGAGUUGGAUGAUUCAUUCGUUGGACUCAGCGGUGGAGAAAUCUUCCAUGAGAUGAUGCUCCGUCUCGAUGUCAAGCAUGUCUUCGGAUAUCCUGGAGGCGCCAUUCUUCCCGUUUUCGAUGCGAUCUACAACUCCAAACACUUCGACUUUGUUCUACCUCGACAUGAACAAGGUGCUGGACAUAUGGCCGAAGGGUACGCCCGGGCUUCAGGAAAACCUGGUGUGGUUCUAGUCACUUCUGGACCUGGCGCCACCAAUGUCAUCACCCCUAUGCAGGACGCCCUGUCGGACGGCACUCCUAUGGUGGUCUUCUGCGGUCAGGUCCCCACCAGUCUGAUUGGGACCGAUUCGUUCCAAGAAGCCGAUGUCAUUGGCAUCUCCAGAGCCUGCACCAAAUGGAACGUUAUGGUGAAAUCCGUGGCUGAACUUCCCCGCCGCAUUCAGGAAGCGUUCGAGAUCGCUACCAGUGGUCGCCCCGGCCCCGUCCUGGUUGACCUUCCGAAGGAUAUUACUGCCGGUAUCCUUCGGAAACCUAUCCCGAUGAGUAGCACCCUCCCCUCCCUUCCAAGCGCGGCGGGUGUUGCGGCUCGGGAGCUGGGCAUGAAGCAGCUCGAGAACACAAUCAGCCGCGUCGCGCGUCUCAUUAACAUUGCCAAGAAACCUGUCCUGUAUGUUGGACAGGGUCUUCUCGCUCGUCCCGAUGGCCCGGAGGUUCUGAAGGAAUUUGCUGAUAAGGCCUGUAUUCCCGUGACCACCACACUGCAGGGUCUGGGAGGGUUCGAUGAGCUGGACCCGAAGGCUCUGCACAUGUUGGGAAUGCACGGCUCUGCCUACGCCAACAUGGCUAUGCAGGAAGCCGAUCUGAUCGUCGCUAUCGGUGCCCGUUUUGACGAUCGCGUCACCGGCAACAUCUCCAAGUUUGCCCCUCAAGCCAAGCAGGCCGCCGCGGAGAACCGUGGUGGCAUUGUUCACUUCGAGAUCAUGCCCAAGAACAUCAACAAGGUUGUUGAGGCCAACGAGGCCGUCGAGGGAGACUGUGCGGAGAAUAUCCGCCGCCUCAUUCCCCACGUUAAAGCCGUGUCGGAGCGCCCAGAAUGGUUUGCCCAAAUCAAUGACUGGAAAGCUCGAUUCCCUUUUUCUCUAUAUGAGAAGCAGUCCGACGACGGCCCAAUCAAGCCUCAAACUUUGAUUGAAAAGCUCAGUGACCUCACGGCACACAUGAAGGAUCGCACCGUUAUCACUACGGGUGUGGGUCAACACCAGAUGUGGGCGGCUCAGCAUUUCCGCUGGCGCCAUCCCCGCACCAUGAUCACGUCUGGUGGUCUUGGUACCAUGGGCUAUGGCCUCCCCGCUGCCAUUGGAGCCAAAGUUGCUCGCCCCGAUGCCCUUGUCAUUGACAUUGACGGAGAUGCCUCGUUCAACAUGACCCUGACCGAGCUCUCCACUGCCGCCCAGUUUAACAUUGAUGUCAAGGUCCUCUUGUUGAAUAAUGAGGAGCAGGGUAUGGUGACCCAAUGGCAAAACCUGUUCUACGAGGACCGUUAUUCGCAUACCCAUCAGAAAAACCCGGAAUUUGUCCCUCUUGCCCAGUCCAUGGGCGUGGCCGCUGAGAGGUGCACUAGUCCCUCGGAAAUGGAAACCAAGCUGAAGUGGUUGAUUGAGAGCGAAGGUCCUGCUCUUCUCGAAGUUUUUACUGAUCGCAAGGUGCCGGUGCUGCCAAUGGUCCCGGCAGGUAGCGCCCUGCACGAGUUUCUCGUGUACGAUGAAGGAGAGGAAGGCCUUGAUGAGGAAACGCAAUGUAAAAUUUUAAUCAACCUCACCACGACGAAAUUCCAUGCCGAUGAUUUGCAGUUCCAAUAA
Messenger RNA from Aspergillus tanneri, 2100 nucleotides. RefSeq names its product acetolactate synthase catalytic subunit. The transcript is spliced from 5 exons. The coding region runs from base 1 to 2100 and encodes 699 amino acids. NCBI's taxonomy places the organism in Eukaryota, Fungi, Ascomycota, Eurotiomycetes, Eurotiales, Aspergillaceae. Gene Ontology annotation, cellular component: acetolactate synthase complex; mitochondrion. Gene Ontology annotation, molecular function: acetolactate synthase activity; flavin adenine dinucleotide binding; thiamine pyrophosphate binding. The record is from RefSeq and is a predicted model, not a curated record. Gene Ontology annotation, biological process: L-valine biosynthetic process.